Melampsora larici-populina 98AG31 is the source of this 1749-nucleotide messenger RNA. RefSeq lists its product as uncharacterized. Gene Ontology annotation, cellular component: nucleus. The record is from RefSeq and is a predicted model, not a curated record. The transcript is spliced from 6 exons. The coding region runs from base 1 to 1749 and encodes 582 amino acids. NCBI's taxonomy places the organism in Eukaryota, Fungi, Basidiomycota, Pucciniomycetes, Pucciniales, Melampsoraceae. Gene Ontology annotation, biological process: regulation of DNA-templated transcription.
AUGAUGGCAGCUCUUUGGGCUUUGAGGGAGACAUACGAGAUGUCUUCAUCGACUCACAACCAUCAAGUUGAUAGAUCAUCACGCGAAGUCCACAAAACGAACUCAUCUCAAAUAUUCCUGGCCAUGGGACGUAAGAAGAGAGGCGACUUAGAAGAGGAAGGUCCAAAGAACGCGACAGCAUCACCUGGACCAGCUUCCAAUGUUGGACGAGCAGCCAAACAACCCAGAAUUGUUGCUCCACAACGAAAGAAGAGACUUUCAGAUGAAUCGGAACCAAAAACGAAUCCUCGUAACUCUAAACGACCGGUUAAAACAGGGAGACCUGCUUCAAAGACGAAGAAAUCAAAAGUUACUGAAUCGAUGGAGGUGGUGAAAGAAGUGGCGGAGGAAGAGGUCGAAUUGAAGGAAGAUGUUGAUGAAGUAUCGCCUGAGAUUCAAAAAGAAGAACUGGCAAGAGAAAAACUAUUCGCGGAGAUACAAGAGGAAUAUUAUGAUAUUGUCGAAGAACUCCCUUUGGAAUUGGAUAGAAACUUUACCUUGAUUCGUGAGAUGGAUGUCAAUGUGGAAGAAUGUUCAGAAGAAAUUCACGAGGAUUUAUAUGAAUACCUUCAAGUUGCGCAAACCAUCAACCAUCUUUCAAAGCCAGAAAACAAUGAAGUUGAGGGACCUUCAGUUCCCGGUACAGCACCUUCACAUCUUACUGAAGAAUCGACUCAACUUCCAGCCGAAUUUGUAUAUUCUCUAUGGAGUGAACUUGCUAAUAAGAUUUCAAAAGUUCAAAAACUAUCUCGAGAUAAACUCGAUCUCGCAGAAAAAGUUUAUGAAGGCCUUGAUCGACAUCUCCGACGAAUCGAUGCUGAACUCGAUAAAUAUCCAGAUCUAGAAGAUCAAGAUCAAACUGGAGAGAAGAGUGACCAAGGUGAUCAAUCUAUCAAUCCGACCGACCUUCCAACUCUCUCUCAGAAUGAGCAACCUGCCCUCGGACCCGAACCAUCCCCAAUUGUCAAUGAAGCUGAAGCCUCUGUUGGCCAAGUCAAAGCACCGUCUAAGCCGAACAAAAGGAAGAAGUCGAACAAGCUGAUCAAAAACCUUAGAUCACUUUCUACUAAAUCCCCUCGACUAUCAUUCCUGGUUUCCAAACCUCAAGAUAUCCAAACAACCGACCUACCUGAUACAUCUACCUCCAUGAAUGGCUACAGUAUUGGCGCACCUGAAGCCUCUUCCUCAGAUCUGGUGCCUGACGGAGUUAGAAAAUCCGAUCGACAUUCACCUCGUCUUCAGACCUUAUCAAAUCUUAGUCCUCGAAAACCAUCUAUCAUCAAGCUUACCGGGAUCUUUGCAGAUCCACAACCCUCCGCUGGACCCUAUAGACCCGAAACCUUAUCGAUGUCACCUUCAAUGACAAACACUCGAGUUCCUAGCCCUAGUCGACAAACCCAAGGUAGUCCGACCCUUUUUGUUCCUCAGAUCCAUCCAGAACAGACAACGGUAGAUAUGAGAAGAAGUAGUCCGGUCCUGAGAGAACGUAGAUCAGUAAGCGCUUCGAUUGAAAAGAGAACAAGGACUCCUAGUAUAUCAAAUCGUAAAAAGGUUCAAGAAGAUUCGCAGAAUUCGAAUGUGAUGUUAGAUGGAGAAUUAUCAAGUCUGGCCGAAGAAGAAAAACCGUAUUGCUAUUGUAACAAAGUAUCCUAUGGAAUCAUGAUUGCAUGUGAUAAUGAGAAAUGUGAUGGAGGAGAAUGGGUUAGUUGA